GGGGGCGGGGCAGAGGAGGGCACAAAGCGCGGUCGCCAGCAGCGGUAAAAGGCAAUUGGUCGCCCGGCCUAGCCACGUGACCCCUGGGGGUUUCCAUAGAAACGCUUCUCUGCGGUCCAGUCUCGGGGGUCUUAGGUUGGCUGCGAUGGACAUUGGAGGCGGUUGGCCUUGGUUUUUGCUUUCACUGCCGCUGCCAACGACCUGUCAUCGGGGUCCUGCGUAAGGUCCGGCUGGGCCGGGCUUGCGUGUGAGGUGGGAUGGACUGGUUGUCGGACCAAGUCCCCUGCAGUUGGCAGGAGUAUGGGGCGGAGUGAUGCACUGCCGGGCGCCCAGCAUCGUUCCACUUGUCGGAGACAUUGCUUCGGAAGGCGUUCUGCUCGUGGCUGCGUGCCCGAGCCGGGAGCCCCUUUCCAGGGGUUGGAACGACGCAGCGCGGCCAGCGGGAGAUCCCCAAGGACAGAAUCGAAAGGUCGCAUCUUAUCUGUCAGUGCUGUGUGACAGCACCGCGACGGCACCUGCGGAGCCCGAACUAGGUUCGUAAUGCCUCCUGCCUGGCUCUUUCAAGAUGCAGGGGCAACCUGUGGGAGAGCCUGCUCAAGUGGUGUCUAAAUUCAAACCUUCCACCAAGGUGGAGGGCACAGGACACUGGCUGGAGGAAGAUCAUGCUCGAAUAUGGGACGUUUUAAAGACAGAGGAGAGCUCGAUUCAGGACUGGGGUGAAGAGGUAGAGGAAGGAGCCGUUUACCAUGUCACCCUGAAAAGAGUCCAGAUCCAACAGGCUGCCAAUAAAGGAGCAAGAUGGCUAGGGGUUGAAGGGGACCAGCUCCCUCCGGGACACACGGUCAGUCAGUACGAGACCUGCAAGAUCAGGACCAUAAAAGCUGGCACGUUGCAGAAGCUUGUGGAGAACCUGCUGACAGCUUUCGGGGACAAUGACUUCACCUACAUCAGCAUCUUCCUGUCGACGUACAGAGGCUUUGCCUCCACCAAAGAAGUGUUGGGACUACUGCUGGACAGGUACGGGGACCUGGCGAGCCCCAGCUGGGAAGAGGACGGAAGCCCGAGCUCGUCCGAGUCCAAGGCGGUGAUCCGGAACGCCAUCGCCUCCAUCCUCAGGGCCUGGCUGGACCAAUGCGCAGAGGACUUCCGAGAGCCCCCUCACUUCCCGUGCUUGCAGAAGCUGCUGGAUUAUCUCAAACAGAGGAUGCCCGGCUCUGACCCGGAGAGAAGAGCACAGAAUCUCCUUGAGCAGUUCCAGAAGCAAGAAGUGGAAACUGACAAUGGGUUCCCCAGCACCACGCCCUGCCGCCUGGAAGAGGAAGAGGAGCCGGAGACCGGAGGGUCCGCAGAGUUCACGUGCUUCUCCGAGGACCUCGUGGCAGAGCAGCUGACCUACAUGGAUGCACAACUCUUCAAGAAAGUCGUGCCUCACCACUGCCUGGGCUGCAUUUGGUCUCAGCGGGACAAGAAGGAGAACAAGCACUUGGCUCCCACCAUCCGUGCCACCAUCUCCCAGUUCAAUACCCUCACCAAGUGCGUCGUCAGCACCAUCCUGGGGGGCAAAGAGCUCAAGACCCAGCAGAGAGCCAGAAUCAUCGAGAAGUGGAUUAACAUUGCUCACGAAUGCAGAAUCCUGAAGAAUUUUUCCUCCUUGCGGGCCAUCGUGUCGGCGCUGCAGUCCAAUUCCAUCUAUCGGUUAAAAAAGACCUGGGCUGCGGUCCCAAAAGACCGGAUGCUAAUGUUUGAAGAGCUUUCAGAUAUCUUCUCGGACCAUAACAACCACCUGACCAGCCGGGAGCUACUGAUGAAGGAAGGAACCUCAAAAUUUGCAAACCUGGACAGCAGUGUCAAAGAGAACCAGAAGCGGACUCAGAGGCGACUUCAGCUCCAGAAGGACAUGGGCGUGAUGCAGGGCACCGUGCCCUACCUGGGCACCUUCCUGACCGACCUGACCAUGCUGGACACCGCCCUUCAGGACUACAUCGAGGGUGGACUGAUAAACUUUGAGAAAAGGAGAAGGGAGUUUGAAGUGAUCGCCCAGAUAAAGCUCUUACAAUCUGCCUGCAACAGCUACUGCAUGGCCCCAGAGCCCAAGUUCAUCCAGUGGUUCCAGAGGCAGCAGCUCCUGACGGAGGAGGAGAGCUACGCCCUGUCCUGUGAGAUCGAAGCGGCGCCCGACGCCAGCGCCACCUCGCCCAAGCCUCGCAAGAGCAUGGUGAAGAGGCUCAGCCUGCUGUUCCUGGGGUCGGACAUUAUCACCAGUAGCACUCCCGCCAAGGAGCAGCCCAAGUCCACCGCCAGCGGGAGCUCUGGCGAAAGCAUGGACUCCGUCAGCGUGUCGUCCUGCGAGUCGAACCACUCAGAGGCCGAGGAGAGCUCCAUCACGCCCAUGGACACGCCCGAUGAGCCUCAGAAAAAGCUCUCCGAGUCAUCCUCAUCGUGCUCCUCCAUCCAUUCCAUGGACACCAGCUCCUCAGGGAUGUCGUCCUUAGCCAACCCCCUGUCCUCCCCUCCGCCCUGCAACAACAACCCCAAAGUCCACAAGCGCUCCGUCUCCGUGACUUCCAUUACCUCGACGGCGCCGCCUCCCGUGUACAACCAGCAGCUCGAGGACUCCUGCAUCAUCCGCAUCAGCGUGGAGGACAACAACGGCAACAUGUACAAGAGCAUCAUGUUGACGAGCCAGGACAAAACCCCCGCCGUGAUCCAGAGGGCGAUGCUGAAGCACAACCUGGACUCCGACCCGGCCGAGGAGUACGAGCUGGUGCAGGUCAUCUCGGAGGACAAAGAGCUCGUGAUCCCAGACUCGGCGAACGUCUUCUAUGCCAUGAACAGCCAAGUGAACUUUGACUUCAUUCUACGCAAGAAGAACGCCACGGACGACCAAGUGAAACUGCGUAGCCGCACCAGCCUGACCUUGCCCAGGACAGCUAAGCGGGGCUGCUGGAGCAACAGACACAGCAAAAUCACCCUCUGAAGAGGGGACCGCCGGCCCCGUGCUCGCCCACGGCGGCAGGGCGGGGCUGCGGACAUGCCGCGGGGACUGCAACUACCAUCCAGUGUUAGAGGGUCCUCAGUGACGUCAGCAGACACUCACUGAGCACCCGCGGUGCACAAGGCCUCGAGGGGAAAUCGGAGGUGAAUCUGCCACGAAGAGGAGGAACGGUUCACCGAUUCUCCUCGACCCAUCUGAGACUGAAACUCGAAGUUACCCACACUUAUAUAUAUUACACAUAUCUGGUAUGUAUGUGUACAUAUAAAAUAUAUGAGAGACUUGGAUAUUCUGGAUUACAGAAACAACAAAUUUGCACAAUGGCCUGGGAAGUUGAGGUCACUUUUUACAGGGAGACAGAAGGAACUGAGAACCUGGUUUCCCACCCGAAGAGUAAGUGGAUCCAGUCCUGGGGAUGCAGAGUGUCCUUGUGCCAGUAUUACUCGAAGUCCAGACUGUUCCUCUUAAGGGAGAGGAUGAGUUUCUCGGUCAGGAGCCACCAGGGGAGCAGCUGCAGGGGUGGGCAGUGCCACGGGCUCCACGGGAGGCCGCUGUGGGGAGGGCUCGGACGAGCCCGUGGCUGCCGGCCUCUGCCCACACCCCAGCCUCCGGCAGCCCCAGGGAGGCAGGGAGGAGCCUCGGAGGCCCCAGCCCGUCCCCCUGUCCAGCGUCUGACACUUGUGGAGUCCACACGGGCCCGUCCUGAUGCGUGGCAGCCGCGCCGUGUUUCUGGUCCCCCCCGACGGGCACGUCACAGCCGUCACUGCGCCAGUAGCCACGUUCUCGGGAGACGCAGCCUUUGCCCAUUGCCUUCUGCAUGUGAAACUCCGUGUCUGGAGCCUUUUGCCGUCUGGACUGCAGCAGCUCUGUGUUAUGUGCAAUCUGUUCCUCAGGUGUAGAAAGUCCUACUGCAACUGACUCUUAUCUGAUCACUUUGAGCCUGUGAAAGAUUUCUAAGCAGGGCUGCUCCGUCAACAGCCCCUCGAAAGACGCUGCCCGAAGACCGCAGCGCCCUGUUUUACGUACUAACUUUUGUAGCAUUACUGCGUGGCAUCACAGGGCGGGGCAGGGCGGGGAGGGCACGGGGCUGCAUUCCUGGGGGCCCCCCCCUGCUCUCCCGGAUGGAUUCAGUAACAUUUUCCUCCAGGUCCCCACUCUUGCUGUCGCAGCGUCGCUGUCCCGUGACUGUCCCCUUCCAGAUCUGAGCUGUGCUGGGGUUUGAACUAAAAAGCCAUAUGUGAGAGGUUGACAUGUGUAAGAAGCACUUUCAGAAGGUUGCCCUUUUUAAGGAAAAAAAAAAUUCUCAAAAUACCAGUUUUUAUUCCAAAAAUAAAGAACGAAACCACAUAUGAAGUGUAGAUGGUGACGUGGAGCUUUCUUUCCCCCCAAUCCUGUGGGACAGCCCCCAGAGGUUCCGUGGGGUUUACGUGCCGUGAACAGCCGAGGGAACCUGGGGAGACACCAGGGAGGGUGGAGGGGCUCGUGGCCGUGGACCGAAGCCGUCGCUUCCCCCCUCCGUCUUCCUUCGAGACCCGUCUGCGCGUCACCAGGACCCGCGGGACACAGAGUCGAAAGCACUUCCUUCUGUUUGCAAGGCCCGUCCCGUCGGAGCUCCUGUGCCCGGAGUCGAGGUGGCCGGGGCGCUAGACAUCGUGGACACUGAAGUGAGUGGCGCCUCGGCCCGAAUUCCGUGGUUUGCAGGUCAGAAAGGACGUGGAGGACUGUCGGCCUCGUGGAGAGCGCGCGCAGCCACGGCGACCCCCGCCCCCCCGACCCUGUGCCCACGUGCUCGCCCUGGGUGUCUAUACUGUACAUGUAGAGUCUAGAUUUAUAUACCGCAAUGUAAAAAUAUAUAUAUUUUCCUUUUUUAAAGACAAUGGACAUUCCAAGUAGAUACAACGUACGUAGCCUCCUUAUUUAAUGCCACUUUCAAUGUGUUCAUCGCGCCCCCUGGUGGACAGCCGGGUGCUUUCGGCUGCGCGCGUGCUUGUCUUUCCGCGUCUCCAUCGCCUGUUCACUUCUGGGUUACACCAAUAAACUGGCUGGGACUUGGGCGGCACAGGCUGCCGGCCCCAAAGGGA
Phyllostomus discolor (pale spear-nosed bat) is the source of this 5073-nucleotide messenger RNA. RefSeq names its product ral guanine nucleotide dissociation stimulator like 1 (gene RGL1). The transcript is spliced from 19 exons. Gene Ontology annotation, cellular component: plasma membrane. Bases 566 to 2977 code for a protein of 803 amino acids. The record is from RefSeq and is a predicted model, not a curated record. Gene Ontology annotation, molecular function: guanyl-nucleotide exchange factor activity. NCBI's taxonomy places the organism in Eukaryota, Metazoa, Chordata, Mammalia, Chiroptera, Phyllostomidae. Gene Ontology annotation, biological process: Ras protein signal transduction; positive regulation of GTPase activity.